Molecule: messenger RNA, 1458 nt
Organism: Australozyma saopauloensis
Lineage: Eukaryota; Fungi; Ascomycota; Pichiomycetes; Serinales; Metschnikowiaceae
Exons: 1
Coding region: 1-1458 (485 amino acids)
Biological process (GO): transmembrane transport
Cellular component (GO): plasma membrane
Molecular function (GO): transmembrane transporter activity
Source: RefSeq, a predicted model, not a curated record
AUGUCUUCUGAAGAGAAAGACCCUCUCUAUGAGGUCUCCUUCGACACCCUCGAAGACCCAGAAGAUCCGCUUGCCCUCAGCGAUCUUCGAAAGUGGCUAAUCGUGGGGUUGAUCUCUUGUGGAUCCAUCUGUAUCACAUCCAUCUCUUCAAUAUGGUCGUUGGUAUCACCUUCUAUCAUGGAGGAAUAUCACAUCUCUCAGGAGGUUUCGACCCUAGGCAUAUCGUUUUACAUCUGGGGAAUGGGCACCGGAGGGAUGUUCUUAUCUCCGAUCUCCGAGUUUCACGGACGAAAGAUAGUGUACGUCUCAGGAUUAUUUUUGGUGUUUGCCUUUGGUUUGGUCCCGGCGUUCAGUCAUAACAUCGGCUCGAUUCUCUUCUCGCGGGCCAUUGCAGGCUUCUUUUCGUCUUCUUUCAUGUCUGUUGCUGGGGGCACCUUUUCUGAUCUAUUCAAGAAAACAGAGAGAACGGCCAAUUUCAAGAGAGACCAACAGAAAGAAUUGAACAAGGCUUUGUUGAUGUAUUCCGUCUCUCCAUUCUUUGGCGCCGGGUUGGGGCCAAUCAUCGCCGGUGCUGUUGUACAGUAUCUCCCAUAUCGAUGGGCUUUCUACAUAAUGAGUAUAUGGUCCGGCGUUAUGACUCUCUUGGUGAUUGUUUUUGUUCCUGAGACGUACGAGCCGGUUUUGCUCAAGAAAAAGGCUGCUAGGCUACGGAAAAGCACGGGCGAUGACCGGUACUUCGCUCCAAUCGAGAAAAUCAAGCAGUCCUUGGUCAGAAGCAUUUUUCUUUCUUCCAAGAGACCCAUUCUUCUUAUUCUCAAGGAUUACAUGACAAUGGCUCUUUGCUUCUACUCUGGCUUUGUGUUGGCAGUUAUCUACCUCUUCUUCGUCUCAUUUCCUUAUACCUUCAGGACCGUGUACCACUUUAAUUCAUUGGGCCAAGGUCUUGCAUUCAUUGGGCUCAUAUUGGGACUAUGCUUGACGGCCAUUAUAAGUCCACCAUUCAUCAAAAUAUGGUAUGACCAUUUGAUGGCUAAAAAUAAUGGCGUUCACGUCACGGAGUUUCGGCUCUUACCAUUAAUCAUCGGAGCGUUCCUUACGCCAAUUGGCCUAUUCAUACUUGCAUGGACCAGUUAUCCUCAUGUUCACUGGAUCGCCCCUAUAAUCGGGUCCUUUGUCUUUGGAGCAGGUACAAGUUUAGUCUUCAGUGGUAUUUUUGCAUACACCGUUGAAGCCUAUCGAAAAUAUACGGCAUCCGCCAUGGCUACCAAUUCCUUUGUCCGAUCUAUGAUGUCGGGUGCAUUUCCAUUAUUCGGUCUACAAAUGUACAAAGCAUUGGGAAUACAGUGGGCAACCACAAUCCUUGCAGUUUUUUCUUGUUUCCUAAUCCCGAUCCCAUUCAUUUUUUACAAGUACGGAGCCAUGCUUCGUGCAAAGAGUCCUUACACUUGGUCCGACUAA